Temnothorax curvispinosus is the source of this 945-nucleotide messenger RNA. RefSeq names its product probable signal peptidase complex subunit 2 (gene Spase25). Bases 122 to 691 code for a protein of 189 amino acids. The record is from RefSeq and is a predicted model, not a curated record. Lineage: Eukaryota; Metazoa; Arthropoda; Insecta; Hymenoptera; Formicidae. Gene Ontology annotation, biological process: protein targeting to ER. Gene Ontology annotation, cellular component: membrane; signal peptidase complex. The transcript is spliced from 3 exons.
GAACGAUUUCGAGGUUAUGGUCGCUGAUAGCGAUCGACAGCCGACGCACAAGACAAGUCCGAUCAUUCGUCCGUGUAUCUCGAAGUCGCGACGUAUAUUUUGCUGAGAGGUUACGGUCGUUAUGGCUGCAGCAGACAAUUCCGUCAUAAAGAUCAAUAAGUGGGACGGUUCAGCCGUGAAAAAUGCCUUGGACGAUGCGGUCAAGGACGUACUUACGAAGAAAUAUAACUACAUAGAAAAUUUUAGUCUCCUCGAUGGGAGACUCUUUCUCUGCGGGAUUGCUGUUACAAUAGCUAUCGUAGCAUUGUUGUGCGAUUAUUUAUAUCCAUUCCCUGCCUCCAAGCCUGUUUUAAUAGCCUGCGUCUCUUUCUAUUUUCUUCUAAUGGGGCUCUUGACUGUGUAUACGUCAUACAAAGAGAAAGGCAUAUUUGUAGUUGCAAUUCAAAGAGAUCCAGCGGGUUUCAAUCCUGACAUGAUUUGGGAGGCAAGUUCCUACUUAAAGAAAUACGAUGAUAAAUACAAUUUGGUGUUGUCAGUCAGGAGCGCGUCAACGGGAGUCUUUAAUGAGACAAGUGUGACCAAAUCUGUCGCGAAUUUCAUCGAUGUCAAUGGUGUGGUGAUACCGGAAUUGAUAGAAGUCGUAGUAAUGACCAUGCAUGACAGUCUGACGUCGCAACGCAAGGAGAAGUAGCAGCGUUUUGAAUUCUAAUCAGUAAAGCUGUUUUCUCUAAAAUGAUAAGUUUAUUUCCAUAUGAAAUUGAGCAUAUUCGUUGCGUCGCAGUUCUUCGGUCGUAUCGAGAUGUAUGCAGUCCACAUUUUUUCAGUCUCGUGUAACGAUGUAAAUAACACGUAAAAAUAAGAAAUCAAGCAUUUUUCAUUCAUGUAUUACAAUUAUUAAUAAUACUAUAUUCGACACCUGAAACAAGAACAUAUAUUACAAACCUU